ACACUGGCCCAUUUCUGUGGAGCGGAGGCCUGUAAGGUAGGCUACGGCUACGUUGACGAUACAUAGGGCAGGUCAUUUAGAUCCUUUCUUGAUUUACUUUUUACAACGGUGAUCUGGAUUUCACCUUUCAGAACUCCUGAAGAAACUAGGCACAACCAUUGAUAAUGACCAUUGUUUCUGUCAACCACACAGACGAGCGCGCUUGCACAGAAAUAAACACACAACAUGCACAAAAGUUUCACAGCUCAGAGCUAAAUAGGCGCCUCGUCUCAUUAUCACUUCAGCACUUCACAUCGUGACAGCGACAAAAAGCCUACUGAGUGACAUGUCUACCCCACGGAGUAGCGAAGGGCCCCUGGAGGAUAUGGGCCAGCCCUCCUCCUCAGUGGAGAGCAGUGGUGGGGAGGAGGAGAUGUGGGACCCUGGCCUCCUCUUCCCAGAGGUCCGGCCGUCCCUUCUGGACCACAGACAACUGAGGCUCCGGACCUGCCAGAGCCAUCUGUACCCCAGCACGCGCCGCAAAAGAGAGAUGACCCCUGCCGAUAAGAAGGACGCCAACUACUGGGAUAAGCGCCACAAGAACAACGAGUCGGCCAAGCGCUCGCAGGAGAAGAGGAGGGUGAAUGACCUGAUGCUGGAGGGCCAGCUGCUGGCCCUGAGUGAGGAGAAUGCCCGGCUGAGGGCUGAGUUGAUCACCCUGCAGUACCACAUGGGCCUGGGGAAAGAGGCAGGCCCAGCCACCCUGCGUUCCCAUGGCACGGUUCCACUGCACAGCCUGAUGCCCUGUCUGAGUCACUCAUCAGUGCCUACCAAUCUGUUGAUGCCCUGGGGCUCCCUCUGCCUCCCCCAGCCAGCCCUGUACCCCAGCCUGCCCCUCUACCUGCCACACUGGAGGACUAUGAGUGGCAGAACCAGGCCCUGGACAUACACAGAAGCUUCAGGGGCAGGUUCAACAAAUUGACUCAGCUCAGAAGGUACCUCAGUCCAGACAGCUGCUAGCUAACGGAGUGGCUUAGAACAAAUCAACCCCAGAUUAUACAUAGCCCUAAUUUAAUGGCAUGUAUUCAAUGUCAGAUCAUGUCAAAUAAUACAUGGACACUGUAUUUAUUGAGUGGUUGCUAAUCAAUUGCAAAUCAUAGUUUAAAAUAUUGUUAUGAAUACCAUAUGUGUAUUAAUUACAUUUUGAGAGUGAACUGGGAGUUUAUUAAAAUAAUCUCAGAAUGUUACAUGAGGAAUAUGA
This is a messenger RNA of Oncorhynchus tshawytscha (Chinook salmon), 1240 nucleotides long. Its product is annotated as nuclear factor interleukin-3-regulated protein. Bases 326 to 961 code for a protein of 211 amino acids. Gene Ontology annotation, cellular component: nucleus. Gene Ontology annotation, molecular function: DNA binding; DNA-binding transcription factor activity. The record is from RefSeq and is a predicted model, not a curated record. Gene Ontology annotation, biological process: circadian rhythm; regulation of DNA-templated transcription. NCBI's taxonomy places the organism in Eukaryota, Metazoa, Chordata, Actinopteri, Salmoniformes, Salmonidae. The transcript has 2 exons.